Molecule: messenger RNA, 1815 nt
Organism: Diabrotica balteata
Lineage: Eukaryota; Metazoa; Arthropoda; Insecta; Coleoptera; Chrysomelidae
Source: the annotation of a GenBank genome assembly
AUUUAUAGUCAAUAUUUUGAACUUUUUGGAACAAGUCUACACGUACUUUCAAAUUUGAAUUUGGACAGUUUUUAAAUUCACAUUUUGCCAUGAGUCCGGAACCAAGAAAUCGAGAUCCAGAAUACUGUUUUAGGUCGCCUCUAGAGGAUCAUCCUACACUUCCCAAUAGACCCCCUAAAUGUCCAUGGAAGAAGGACCUUCAUAAAACUGAACAAUCUCCACAUGGCAAAUGGGACUGGAAACCCUCUGAUGGGAAAAUACUUCCCAGUAUACUUAAAGCUGUAGGAAAUACACCUUUGGUAAAAAUGAAUAAAAUUCCAAAAGCUGAAAAUAUAGAGUGCGAAAUUUAUGGAAAAUGUGAAUUCAUGAACCCAGGUGGAUCAAUAAAAGAACGGAUGCUUAUUCGAUGUAUUGAAGAUGCGGAAAAAUGUGGCACCCUAAAACCUGGUAUGACAAUUAUUGAAACUACUUCUGGUAAUACCGGCAUCGCAUUGGCUUGGGUAUGUGCUAUUAAAGAUUACAAAUGCAUUAUCGUAUUACCAGAUAAGUCUUCAAAGGAGAAGGAAGAUAUCAUGAAAGCAUUUGGUGCAACAGUCGUAAGAGUUCCAAUGGGGGAACCAGAUAUUAGUGAAAAUGGAAAGUACGGAAAAACCCACUAUCUUCAUAAGACAACACCAAAUUCCAUUAUACUAGAUCAAUUUUCUAAUCCAUCCAAUGCGGUAGCCCAUUAUGACGUUACAGCUGAAGAGAUAUAUUACCAGUGUGAUGGACAAGUUGAUAUGAUCGUUAUUGCAGCUGGUACAGGUGGAACUAUGACUGGUAUAGGUAGAAAGUUUAAAGAAAUUUCUCCGAAUACAAUAAUAAUAGGUGCCGAUCCUUAUAGUUCAAAGUUUGCUCAACCAGACAAAAUUAAUGAAACAAAUGUGAAGUUUUCCGAAGUCGAAGGUAUAGGAGAUACUAUUAUUCCUACAAUAUGUGAUCGAACGAAUAUAGAUAAAUGGUACAAAUUAUAUGACAUAGAGUCUCUGAACGUAGCUAGAAGAUUAAUUAAGGAAGAAGGAUUAUUAGUUGGAUUAAGCAGUGGCGUAAUAAUGGCAGGUGCUUUAAAAGCAGUUAAAGAAUAUAACUUGGGAAAGGGAAAGAAAGUGGUAGUUGUAUUGCCAGACGGUACCAGAAACUAUUUAACUAAAUUCAUUGUUGAUCAAUGGAUGGAACAAAGAAAAUUAUUACCUGCUGUUAACACCCGUAAUCAUUGGUGGUGGGAUAUUUAACAUUAUGGAACUGGGCUUUAAACCAAUUCAAAAUGUAGACCAAUCAGCAUCUCCCAGAGAGGUUUUAGCCCUCAUGGAUCAACUUAAUGUGGAUUAUUUACCUGCUGUAAAAGAUGGAGUCAUAGUUGGAGUGGCUACACGAAUAAACACUCUCAAUCGUCUCAUAGCGGAGGGGACACCAAAUGACGAAAUUAAGAAUUGCUUAGUGCGGAUGUUUUCUAAAUUACCCAAAGACAGUUCUCUUGGACUUGCGUCCAGAGUUUUGGAAAUUGAAUCUUACGUCGUAAUCUUGGACACGGAUGACAAAAUCGAUAAAGCUCUAGGAGUAGUGACAUCUGACGAUAUUUUUUCUUUUAUAGAAAAUUAUAAAAUGAAGUAAUUGAUAAUACCCUUAUCAGGCCAUUAAUAUGAACAUUGGACACUUAUCAAUAUAUCUGAAGGUAUUGCAUUCUGGCGUUCAAAUAGGUUUUAAUAAUACUGUAUUAACUAUUACUGCAGAUACAUAUUGCUUAUAUUAUGAAUUUUAAUAAAAUGCUUGAAUUUU